UACACACACACACACACCCAGUAGAGUAAGAAGAUGAGCAGAAACGAAAGGAAUAUGGAGGAAGUGAAGGUAAUAGGAUUCUGGACAAGUCCAUAUGUUUACAGGGUUACAUGGGCUCUGAAACUCAAGGGAGUCGAAUAUGAAUAUCAAGAAGAGGACAUAUGGAACAAGAGUGAUUUGCUUCUUCAGUACAACCCAGUGCACAAGAAGGUUCCAGUGUUUGUUCAUGGUGGAAAGACGAUUGUAGAGUCGGGUAUUAUUCUGGAGUACAUUGACGAGACCUGGCCGCAGAACCCUCUAGUUCCAACAGACCCUCAUGCGAGGGCCAUGGCUCGAUUUUGGAUUAAGUUUGUUGGUGACAAGAUGAAGAACUUUCAAGGAUUCUUCUUCAAAAGAGCUGGAGAAGAGCAAAUAAAAGCAGCAAAAGAAGCCCAGGAGUAUCUGAAGAUCUUAGAAGACCAUGGCCCUGAGGAGAAGAAGUUCUUUGAUGGUGACAACAUUGGAAUGACAGACGUAUCCAUGGGAUGGCUAGCAUUCUGGCUUGAGGCCAUGGAAGAAGCAUCUGGUGUACAAGUUCUCGAAGCCAAUAGCUUCCCUCGCUUGCACGCAUGGAUUAGAAAUUUCAAGCAGGUUCCUGUGAUUAAAGAAAAUCAUCCUGACCACACUCGGCUGGUAGCCUAUUUCAAACCGCUAAGGGAGAAGUUUACCAAGCCAGCGACUACGUGAUACCCUACUCUUACUUUCAAACAACAGCACAUGUACCGGGUAAGAAUAAUGGUUGUGAGUUGUGACAUAAACAAUAAACAAGGAAUAAUACCAGUGAAUAGUUUCAAUCACAUCAAGUACUGUUAGUGACUGAAUAAGAGAAGUUCUUUCUAACGCAUGUGUGUUUUGCUUGUC
Molecule: messenger RNA, 900 nt
Organism: Rosa chinensis
Lineage: Eukaryota; Viridiplantae; Streptophyta; Magnoliopsida; Rosales; Rosaceae
Product: probable glutathione S-transferase
Exons: 2
Coding region: 34-726 (230 amino acids)
Biological process (GO): glutathione metabolic process
Cellular component (GO): cytoplasm
Molecular function (GO): glutathione transferase activity
Source: RefSeq, a predicted model, not a curated record